Messenger RNA from Trichoplusia ni (cabbage looper), 816 nucleotides. RefSeq names its product partner of Y14 and mago (gene Pym). Gene Ontology annotation, biological process: exon-exon junction complex disassembly. NCBI's taxonomy places the organism in Eukaryota, Metazoa, Arthropoda, Insecta, Lepidoptera, Noctuidae. The record is from RefSeq and is a predicted model, not a curated record. The transcript has 3 exons. Gene Ontology annotation, cellular component: exon-exon junction complex; cytoplasm. The coding region runs from base 111 to 680 and encodes 189 amino acids. Gene Ontology annotation, molecular function: RNA binding.
GUCAAAAUAGUUUGAUAUGUAUGAAAAUAGCAAGACGAGAAUUUCGCAAGGCACCAGAUUGUAGUGUUUUUAAUUAACAUAAACUCGUCAUUGGGAAUCAAUGAUUUAUAAUGGCUACAACUGCGUAUGAGCUUGAUGCUGAAGGGUGUAAAUUCAUCCCUGCAACGCAACGUCCCGACGGCACCUGGCGCAAGCCGCGGAGAGUCAAGGAUGGGUAUGUCCCCCAGGAAGAGGUUCCGCUGUAUGAGAGUAAGGGGAAACAGUUCAAAGCCCGGCAGAGCACAGGGCUGCCUGUAGGUCUGACCCCAGAAAUCGUAGCUGAAGCACAGAAGAAGAAGAACCACGGUGCCAUACAGCCCAUCCCUGGCAUGCUUAUUAAUGUGGACAAGAAGAAGAAGAAAAAGAAGUCUGGAGCUGAUGAUGCAGCUGAAAAACUUGCCAAAUGUGAGAUAACAGAACCAAAUUUCACAAGCCCACCUCCAGUGACCCCUAGCAAUGCAGCCACAGACCCUGCCAAACGCCUUAAGAAUUUAAGAAAGAAACUCAGAGACAUUGAAACCCUUGAGGAGAAGAUAAAGUGUGGCACCCUCAAAAAUCCUGACAAGGACCAAAAAGAAAAGAUGUCCAAGAAAAAUGACAUUCUUAACGAAAUUGAACUUUUAGAGAAGAGUAGUGAAUAAGUUAUACCAAAUUGAAUUUAACCUUUUAAAAGAAACUAUGGAAUCAUGUCUAUGGUUUGCAUGAAUGAAUGUGUUCUCUGUGUGAGUGCAAAUUGAUGAAAAUUUCUUUUUUUAAUAUAAAUUAUUUACAAAAUAA